GGGCGGGCGAUUUGAGCGGACCGCUGUUGUUUGUGUCAAACGGGAAGCGACACCGCUCCCCCGAUUGUCGGUGAAAUACAAGGAAAAUCCGUUAUUUCGGCACAAAAGAGGUCAGUAUGAACGAAGGGACGCCUAAAAACGUAAUGGCGGAAAAUAAUAAUCCUAACGGCUCGCAGAGAAGACGGUCCUCGCGCUUGAGUUCUCCUCCGCAGGCUCAAACUGACACAAAGAUGGCUGCCGUCAAACGCUCCAUCGUUGUGAGGAAAAUAGCUCCCAGAAAAACGGUCGCACCGUCGGAGCAGAACAAGGAGAACACACCGAGACGAUCCGAGCCGGAGAGCAGCCAAAACAAGCCAAGGAUCUCCCCCAGGGUUGCAAAGGUCUCCACUCCAGAUCCUGUCCCGGGACGUAGGAGCUCUUCGUCAGCCAAGAAGAAGAAGGCCACUAUCCUCUCCCCGAUCCUCCCUACCUCACCGCUGCCGUCUCAUGCCCAACAGCCCCCAGUGGAUCCAGAGGACGAGGUGUGGUCACAGAAAGUGCGCCGCUCCUACAGCAGGCUCAGCGACAAAUCCUUCAACAGUCCCAACUCCAGGGAGAGCUUAUUUGGCUUUGAGAAGCUGAAAACCCCCGAAGUGGUCCGAAGGGUCGAGCUGUCCAAGACGGGGAUGGAGGUUUCUGGAUCCUUGUCGGGUCUGAACUCAUUCACGUCUUUGCUGGAGGCGGAGGACUGUGGUUCAGGUUUCCCUGAGCCGGACCCAAACAUCCCCGGAGUGGCUGUGGUGAAGGAGAAGAGGAAGAGGAGGAAGAAGGUGCAGGAGAUCGGCAGCACGGAGCUGGACGAGCUGGCUGCACAGAUGAACGCAGAGUUUGAGGAGGCAGAGGAGUUUGAGUUGAUCGUGGAGUAAAUAAUGUGACUGAAAGACUGAAGGAAUCUUGUUUUUGUCUCUAACAUGCUGAAGAACUGACAACACUUAUCUGUGUGCCUCAUACUCAAAACAGUCAUGUUUUUGCUUUUUUCCUGCUCUUCAUGCUGUAAAAUUAGUUUAUAUUUUUGGAAUUGCAUGUUCAUUCGUUGAAUAGAUCUUAAUUUGGUUGUUUAGACUAUUAUUAUGUGUUCAAAUUAGGGCUGGGCCAAACAUCAAUAUUAUAUCAAGGGAUGCACAAUAUAUAUAUUUUUUUUUUAUAAAUAUGACGAUAUCCGAUAAUCCAAUGUAUAAAAACUCAUUUUUCAGCCAAUAUUGAUAUAUCCACUUUAAUCCCAAACUAAUCUUAGUGAUCAUCAAGUCUCCUCUGUAAAGGAAUUAACAUCAUAUUAUGCAUACUCUUAUUGUGAUGACCCGCAGAUGGGUACACGAAUACACUCUUUUUAGUGUAUCCAUUAUUCAUCCAUUGUGCAAAAUAAGAAAAACAACUUGGGGUUAAUGUUUUAACAUGUUCACUUUGUCAAUAAAUAAAAAAAUACUUGUUUGUAAUCAGCACAUUGUCCAAUUCCAAUAUUUCAUUUUAUAGCCAAUAUCUGCUGAUAUCAAUAUCGUGCUGAUGCUAUUAUGCAUCCCUAAUUAUAUCAGUUUGGUGAUAUAAGACUAUUGUCUAAGAUUUCGGAUAUCUUAAGAUCAUUAGUAUUGUCUUCUGUUAUUAAAGGCUGCAUUACAGUAACACUUUCUGAAACCACCAGACAGUUUUAGCUGUUCUUUUAUUUGACCUCAUACUCUGAUUCAUUAUAUCCACAUUACUGAUUAUUUAUCAAAAAUCCAUUGUAUAAAUAUUUUGUGAAAGCACCAAUACUCAACCCAGCAAUAUCUAUUUUAAGGUCUUUGGUCAAAAAUGUUUUGAUGUCUGAUUUUCUUCGUAUUGCCCAGCCCUAGGUCAAAAAAUCAGUAGAUAGAGAAGUAAAACCAAAAACAUAUUCUUUUUUGUUUUUUAUUAUUAAUGAAACAUGUACACAGAUCUUGUUUUGGGUGAUCCGAUAUCUUACAUUUGUCAUGUUAAAGGUCCAACUUGGAGUGAUAAAACUGAAUUUUAAGAGUUUGCUUUUAAAUGGGCUUUGUCUGUUUUAAUUGACUUUUUAGCAGAAACUGGUUGUUGUUGUAGACGGGCAAUAUGUGACAGUUUGACAUUAGUAUUGUAAUCACAUGAGGAAGACGUCAUUUGUAAACUCUGAAACAUUAUUUACAGCAUCUGAGCGCCAUAAAGGGAUUAUUUUUAUCAGGAGAAAAUUGACUAGACUUAAUUGGCAUUUUGUAUGUCUUAAUGAUAUUUGAACAACAGAAAAACAACAUGUGAGCAGCAGUUCAGUUUGUUACCAGGAGGUUUUACAUUCACUUUUGACAUAAUAUUUCAGAAUAAGACUCAGAAAAUUGAUGCUCUUAGACUGUUAAUUUUAUGCAACUAUCUGUUCUUUCUUGUUUUUUCUUGCAUGUGAAUGCAAAUAAA
This is a messenger RNA of Plectropomus leopardus (leopard coralgrouper), 2433 nucleotides long. RefSeq names its product cell division cycle associated 5 (gene cdca5). The record is from RefSeq and is a predicted model, not a curated record. Gene Ontology annotation, biological process: double-strand break repair; mitotic metaphase chromosome alignment; mitotic sister chromatid cohesion. NCBI's taxonomy places the organism in Eukaryota, Metazoa, Chordata, Actinopteri, Perciformes, Serranidae. Gene Ontology annotation, cellular component: nucleus.